AUGUAUGUCUGUUCCUGGCUUCCGCCCCACGCACCUGCCUGCAGCUUCCUCUCCUGCCUGCCGCACUGCUUCGACUCGCCUCUGUGCUACCUCUCCUGCCCGCCGCAGUGCUUUGACUCGCCUCUCUGGGUCGAUCAGGCGGAGCUGGAGGGUGGACCUUCUGUCCUGCUCGUCUCGCCCACAAACCUGCACUUGCUCUUUCCUCUCUCCCACGCCCUGCCCCACGCACCUGCCUGCAGCUACCUCUCCUGCCUGCCGCAGUGUUUCGACUCGCCUCUGUGGUUCGACCAGGCCAUGUUGGAGGAGCAGCAAGGUGGGACUUCCGUCGUGCUCGACUCGCCCAUCACCCCAUACUUGCGCUUUCCUCUCCCCUCCCGCCCGCCCCACACACCCGCCUGCAGCUACCUCUCCUGUUUACCACAGUGCUUUGACUCGCCUCUCUGGUUCGACCAGGCCACGUUGGAGGAGCUGCAAGGCACUCCUCUCUACGACGCUGCAUGUGCGCAGAGGGCCAACUUGAGGCGUGUGUACGAGGAGCAGGUGGAGCCGAUCUUUGCUGCUGUGGUGGCCGAAGCAGAGGGGGAGCAGGGGAGUGGCGAUGCCUCCUGCUGCAUCUCCUUGGACGAUUUCCUCUGGGCCAAUUCCAUCUUCUGGUCGCGAGCUCUCACCCUCCCUCUCACUCCUUGCCUCUCUGCCUACACCAACGACAUUGCGACUGAUGCUGAUCCCGGUGCUGCUGUUGCUGAUGCUGAUCGUGCGGCUGACGAUGCUGGUGGUGCCGAUGCUGCGUCCUCUCCAUCACACUGUCUAGAGGCGAUUGUCCCGGGAGUUGACUUCUGCAACCACUCCCUGCUGCCCUGUGCUCGGUGGGAGGUUCUCACAGCUGACCAGCUCACCCGCUCCUCAGGAAAGAACGGCAGUGGGGAAGACGACCGUGGGAAGGGACAAGACAGAGGGAGGGGAGAUGGGGCAGUAGCUGGUUCAGCGACAUUCGCACAGCCAGUUCAACAGAUGCCCAAUUCUGAUGUUGUGUGCUUGCUGCAAGUGGUGCCUCCUGUAGGAGGUAACGAGGUUACUAUCAGCUACGGGGAGAAGGGCAACGAGGAGCUUCUGUUUCUCUAUGGCUUCGCCAUUCCCAACAACCCCCACGAGUGCCUUAUGCUCAACUACCCCCCGGCUCAGCUCCAGGAAGACCCAUGCGCCGACACCAAGCUACAGCUAUUGGCCGUGCAGGACCUCUCGCUACAAUGGAUCAUUCCGCGUUCCUCCAAGUAUCCCAACAAUCAUCUUCAAUAUGGUGGUGCUUCAUCUGCCAGGACUAGGAAGGAGCAGGGGCAAGAGGAGAGGCAGGGGCAGGAGAAGAAGAAGGAUCAGGAGGAAACUCUGGGGCAGGAGGAAAAUCAGGGGCAGGAGGAAAAGCAGGGGCAGGAGGAGAAGCUGGGGCAGGAGAAAAGGCAGGGGCAGCAGGUGCUGCAACAUAAGCAAGUGCAGCACGGGCAAGAGAAUGAGGAGGAGGGUGAGGGGGAGCAGGAGGAGAGUGACCAUGGGGGUGUUUUUCCCCCCGGCAUGAUGGCAGCACUUCGAGUGCUCUCACUCACAGUAGCCCAGGUGGAUGCUGCCACCUCAGCACUUCUGGAGCGCAAGGCAGCAGCAGGGGCGGGGCCUCUAAGCCCUGCAGAUGCGGGGGAGGCAGUGAGGGAGGCAGCAGGGGGGGAUGGACAGGCGCUACUGCUGCUACUGCAACAGCGAUAA
Closterium sp. Naga37s-1 is the source of this 1752-nucleotide messenger RNA. Lineage: Eukaryota; Viridiplantae; Streptophyta; Zygnematophyceae; Desmidiales; Closteriaceae. The record is from the annotation of a GenBank genome assembly.